CGAGCCGCGAGCCCGGAGCCGGCCCCAGCCCCGCGGCCGCCGCGGCUGCGGGGAGAGGGCGGGGGCGAUGCUGCCGGAGCCGCCGCCGCCGCCGCGCCUCGGUGAGAGCCGCGCCGUGCACCGCCGCUCGCCGCCGCGCAGGCUGACAGGCACCCGGACCCGCUUCCCUCGCGCGGGCAUCCUCCCCGGGCUGCCGGGAAGCGGCGGCGGCGGCGGCGGAGGAAGAGGAGGAAGAGGAGGAGGAGGAGGAGGAAGAGGAGGAGGAGGAGGAGGAGGGAGAAGCGGACCAGGCGGAGGGCAGCCGCGAGAGGAGGUGGACCUGGAGCCGUUUCUCCCGGCCAGGACCCGCGCGGCCCCAGCCACCGCUCCCCGCCGGCGCCGUCCCCUCUCCAUCAGUCCUCCUGCGCCCACCCGCGACCCCCGGCUUCCCGCGCGUCGGGCCGGAGCCGGAGCGGCACGGCCGGAGACGGCCCGGCCUCCGGGUAAUGCUCAUGCUGCUGCAAUAAGUGUUGGUGGUCAUCGAGGGCUUUGCAUCCUGGGGACGAAUCCUGAGCUUGCCAGAGACGGACGGCGCAAGCAGGUCCGGCCUCUGUUUCCCCGCGAGGAACAGCCGCGGCCCACCGAGAUGUCCCGGCACCACAGCCGCUUCGAAAGAGAUUACCGGGUGGGCUGGGACCGCCGCGAGUGGAGCGCCAACGGCACGCAUGGGACCACCAGCAUCUGCAGCGCCACGGCCGGCGGGGCGGGGGGCGCGGCCGCCAGCAGCCUCAGCGCGCGGCCCGGCCUCCUGCCACUGCCCGUGGUGCCCUCCCGGCUGCCCACGCCCGCCGCCACAGCCCCCGCCCCCUGCACCACCGGCAGCGGCGAGGCCAUCACCAGCCUCGUGGCCAGCUCCGCCUCCGCGGUCACCACCAAGGCCCCCGGCAUCUCCAAAGCGGACAAUCCGGCCCAGGGACUCACCACCAGCAUCCGGUGGGGACAGACGCCCAUCAACCAGUCCACGCCCUGGGACACGGAGGAGCCGCCCUCUAAGCAGAUGCGGGAGAGCGACAACCCAGGCACGGGGCCAUGGGUGACCACGGUGGCCGCCGGGAGCCAGCCCGCCCUGAUCGCUCACUCCUACGGCGUGGCCCAGCCUCCCACCUUCAGCCCGGCCGUGAACGUGCAGGCCCCGGUCAUCGGGGUGACCCCCUCGCUGCCUCCCCACGUGGGGCCCCAGCUCCCGCUGAUGCCCGGCCACUACUCGCUCCCGCAGCCGCCCGCCCAGCCGUUGAGCAGUGUGGUGGUCAACAUGCCGGCUCAGGCGCUCUACGCCAGCCCGCAGCCCUUGGCCGUGUCCACCCUGCCCAGUGUGGGGCAGGUGGCCCGCCCGGGACCCAGCGCCGUGGGCAACGGCCACAUGGCCGGGCCCCUGCUGCCCCCGCCUCCGGCCCAGCCAUCCGCCACCCUCCCCAGCGGUGCCCCCGCCACCAACGGGCCCCCCACCACCGACUCGGCCCCCGGGCUGCAGAUGCUACGUACCAUCGGCGUGGGGAAGUAUGAGUUCACCGAUCCCGGGCACCCCAAAGAAAUGUUGAAGGAAUUGAACCAGCAGCGCAGAGCGAAAGCGUUUACAGACCUGAAAAUUGUUGUUGAAGGCAGAGAGUUUGAAGUCCACCAAAAUGUUCUAGCUUCCUGCAGCUUGUAUUUCAAGGACCUGAUUCAAAGGUCCGUGCAGGACGGCGGCCAGGCCGGCCGGGAGAAGCUGGAGCUCGUCCUGUCCAACCUGCAGGCCGACGUCCUGGAGCUGCUGCUGGAGUUCGUCUACACCGGCUCCCUGGUCAUCGACUCGGCCAACGCCAAGACGCUGCUGGAGGCGGCCAGCAAGUUCCAGUUUCACACCUUCUGCAGAGUCUGUGUGUCCUUCCUUGAGAAGCAGCUGACGGCCAGCAACUGCCUGGGCGUGCUGGCCAUGGCCGAGGCCAUGCAGUGCAGCGAGCUCUGCCACAUGGCCAAGGCGUUCGCGCUGCAGAUCUUCCCCGAGGUGGCGGCGCAGGAUGAGAUCCUCAGCAUCUCCAAGGAGGACUUCAUCGCCUACAUCUCCAACGACAGCCUCAACACCAAGGCCGAGGAGCUGGUGUACGAGACCGUCAUCAAGUGGAUCAAGAAGGACCCCGCGUCCCGCGCGCAGCACGCUGCCGAGCUGCUGGCCGUGGUGCGGCUGCCCUUCAUCCACCCCAGCUACCUGCUGAACGUGGUGGACAACGAGGAGCUCAUCAAGUCUUCCGAGGCGUGCCGGGACCUGGUGAACGAGGCCAAGCGCUACCACAUGCUGCCACACGCCCGCCAGGAGAUGCAGACGCCGCGCACGCGGCCGCGCCUCUCGGCAGGUGUGGCCGAGGUCAUCGUCCUGGUCGGUGGCCGUCAGAUGGUGGGGAUGACCCAGCGCUCGCUGGUGGCCGUCACCUGCUGGAACCCCCAGAACAACAAGUGGUACCCCCUGGCCUCUCUGCCUUUCUAUGACCGCGAGUUCUUCAGCGUCGUGAGUGCCGGGGACAACAUCUACCUCUCAGGUGGGAUGGAGUCGGGGCUGGCCCUACCCGAUGUCUGGUGCUACAUGUCCCUGCUGGACAGCUGGAACCUCGUGUCCAGGAUGACAGUCCCCCGCUGCCGCCACAACAGCCUGGUGUACGACGGGAAGAUCUACACGCUCGGGGGCCUGGGCGCAGCUGGCAACGUGGACCACGUGGAGAGGUACGACACCAUCACCAACCAGUGGGAGGCGGUGGCCCCGCUGCCCAAGGCCGUGCACUCGGCCGCUGCCACUGUGUGCGGAGGCAAGAUCUACGUCUUCGGGGGCGUCAACGAGGCCGGCCGGGCCGCCGGCGUCCUCCAGUCCUACGUCCCGCAGACCAACACGUGGAGCUUCAUCGAGUCCCCGAUGAUCGACAACAAGUACGCGCCGGCCGUCACCCUCAACGGCUUCGUCUUCAUCCUGGGCGGCGCCUACGCCAGGGCCACGACCAUCUACGACCCGGACAAGGGCAACAUUAAGGCGGGCCCCAACAUGAAUCACUCCCGCCAGUUCUGCAGCGCCGUGGUGCUGGACGGCAAGAUCUACGCCACGGGGGGCAUCGUGAGCAGCGAGGGGCCCGCCCUGGGCAACAUGGAGGCCUACGAGCCCGCCACCAACACGUGGACCCUCCUCCCGCACAUGCCCUGCCCCGUGUUCAGACACGGCUGCGUGGUGAUCAAGAAGUACAUCCAGAGUGGCUGACAUCCGCAGGAAGCGCGCCCGGGCCACCCACUCGCCACGACCCGCGUUCAGCGCCCCCGGAGGCCGACCCGCACACUCGAGGGACCCGCGUGCCCCGUUCCGAAUCCUCUCUACAUUGAAUGUAGACAAGCCUCCUCGCCUUUCCGGGGGGGCCGUAGCGGUGGGGCGCAGAGCCCCCCCAUCCCCCACCAAGCGAGCGGGGCCUUGGGGUUGCUGCGAGGCACUUGCUCUCAACGGAGGCGCUCACUCUGCCCGGUGCAAUAGAGUUACACAUAUUUUUCAACUGGGAGAGAGAAGCUGUUUUUUUCCUUCCUGCAGAGCAAGCUUGCUCCCCCCCCCCCGCCCCCCACAGCCGUAGAUCAGUUCCCCUAGGACGGUAUUAGGUAUCAGGCUCUCUUGACAUACGAUCAAAGUGUCCUUACCACUUUGAUUCCUCCUUUAGUUUUUAGCCGAUCUCCACUUGCCGUGGCCCAGAGGAAACGAGGACAAUGCAGAGCGGCUGCCCACUGCGUGCGUGCGUGUGCGCGUGCGUGCGUGUAUGUGUGCGCGUGCGUGUGUGUGUGUGUGUGUGUGUGUGUGUGUGUGUGUGUGCCAGCUGCUGUGGGGACAGCCGGGGACAGCGUCUGUCCUUCCCAGGGUUUGCUUUCCGUGUUUGGGUUGGAGAAGAACAGGGGAGGUGGUGCUGGCUUCCUCUGAUCCGGUAUGAAUGAUUCAGAUUUCCAAGGCAUUUUCUUGCUCAACAAAAGGCUAUUUUUAAGUACUAAGAGGGGGCAGCCACGAGGCUAAAGGCGGGGGUUCCCCCCCCUCCACCGCUCUUUGUAGGCAGUGCCAGAGAUGGGGGGGCACUUGCUCUAAUUUUUCUAUGUGCAGAAUAGAGGCCCUCUCCUGGAGGGGGGAGGGAGGGAGCGCCUCCCCACCCCCAUUUUAUUUUUUAGAAAAAGGAACUUCGAAACAGCCCCUCCCCCCUCAUAAAAACUGUGCCUCCCAGCAGGCAUUGUCCAAGAGAGAAGCUUGUGUUCUAGAAGGAGACCAGUACUGGCCGCUGGGCCCAGCGCGGCUCCCUCCGUGAGGUCCAGCUGAGGCCCCCGGCCGGCUGGCUGGGAAGAGAGGGAAGCGGAAGAGAGGGUCGUGUCUGCCAAGCACAGGAGACUAUUUUUGAUAUUUAUAGCUAUAUAUUCAGGCGCCUGCCGCAGGAGCUCUCAGGAUGAGGACUGCCCUUCUUGGAAGAGCCGGGCCAGCGGGGCCCGCAGCCCCGCGGAGCUGAGACAGGGGAGCCAGGAGGGAGGGUUCCCCAGGGCUCCAAAGACAAAGGCCUUCCCGCGCGUCCUCAGCCCCUCGGGCCUCACCCGGUGAUCAGUCCCCGUUCCAGGCAAGAAGAAGGCUGCCCCGCCGCCUCCGCUGAGUCGAAGUUGGUACCAAAUACACAUCCACCAUUUUUUCUAUCUCGGAAGUCCACUUGCCAUCAUUUCCGCCAUCACACGUGAGGAGAAGAGGGACAGGACCCCCCCAACCCCCCCCACCUCUCCCUGCCUCUCAGUAUUCGAUGACACAAAUUUCUGAUCCCAGCGUCAGGCCCUCCUCCCGCUCCAAGUAUGGUUCCCACUUGGACAAGAUCCCGAGCUUCGUUAUGCAGUUUUUAAUAUUAUUUAUUCUUUUAAAAAAGUAAUAAGCACAAAACUUACAUACAUUGUAUGUCAUUUAAAGUAUUUAUGUCAAACAGGGUGCAAGUGUGAACCCAUGGACCGGAGCACAAACCUCUAACUGCCUGGGGCAGGGCUAACGUUAGCGUGGGCGUGCGUCUGCCUCCAAAGGAGGCCUUAGUCUCACCCAGCUCGACACAGAUGACAUUGGAAUUCCGUUUCUCUCCUCAUCGAUCACACUGGAGCAAACUGGCGAUGUCUGUGAAUGAUAUAAAACAGGGUUCUCUGUAACGGUAUUGUACAUAGUCUAUGUUUAUUGUUAAGUUCUUGUUAUAUUAUAAUAAAUAUAUUUAUAGAUCUAGA
Messenger RNA from Sorex araneus (European shrew), 5259 nucleotides. RefSeq names its product kelch like family member 29 (gene KLHL29). Gene Ontology annotation, molecular function: protein binding. Bases 68 to 3256 code for a protein of 1062 amino acids. Lineage: Eukaryota; Metazoa; Chordata; Mammalia; Eulipotyphla; Soricidae. The record is from RefSeq and is a predicted model, not a curated record. The transcript is spliced from 14 exons.